Rubroshorea leprosula is the source of this 849-nucleotide messenger RNA. The record is from the annotation of a GenBank genome assembly. NCBI's taxonomy places the organism in Eukaryota, Viridiplantae, Streptophyta, Magnoliopsida, Malvales, Dipterocarpaceae.
AUCCAUUUCCAAAAGAUAUCAGUCAUUUCAAUCAUAUCUCUUGAGGACCCAUGAUUCGUUGCCAUCAACGAAUGAAAAUUUUUCCAAAACAGCUAAAUCGCCCCUACGAGGUUUUCAUUAACCAUCGAGGGAUUGACACCAAGAAAACCAUGACGGGACUGCUUUACAACCAUCUAGUCCGCCAUGGGCUCAACCCGUUUUUGGACAGCAAGAACAUGAAGCCUGGUGAUCGGUUGUUCGACAAAAUCAACGAUGCUGUUCGACACUGCAAGGUCGGGGUUGCUGUCUUGUCCCCGCGUUAUUGUGAAUCAUACUUUUGUCUCCACGAGCUGGCUCUGAUGAUGGAAACUAGGAAGAAGGUCAUUCCAAUCUUUUACGACGUGAAACCGUCGCAGCUCCAGGUUAAGGACGACGGGUCUCGUCCAGUUGAGGAGCUGAAGAGGUUCCAAUGGGCUCUUGAGGAGGCAAAAUACACUGUUGGUCUCACAUUUGACACAUUAGCAGGGGAUUUAUCGGAAUUCUUGACGAUAACGACAGAUGCAGUGAUGAAGAACCUGCUGGAGAUUGAAGAAAAAGAAGAAGAAUAUAUACAAACAGAAUAGGAAGCUAUUAUAUACGAGAAAGCAUGUCAAUCAAUCAUGACUGUAGGGAUGUUUCUUUCAGUUCUUAAGCAUUUGACAUUAAUUACUGUAGGAAGAACAAAGAAUAAUGUGAAUGUAUAUAUGGAGUAGCAUUUGAUUAAUGUAGCAUGUACAAAUUAAAAAGUGAUCAAAUGUGAACAUAAAUAUAUUUACAACCUUUGUGUAACAUUUUCUUCUUUGGUGGAAAGAAUAAAAAUCCUAAAUAAGG